This is a messenger RNA of Porites evermanni, 1090 nucleotides long. The record is from the annotation of a GenBank genome assembly. Lineage: Eukaryota; Metazoa; Cnidaria; Anthozoa; Scleractinia; Poritidae.
AUUUACAUAAAUCAAUCCGUAAUAUGUUAGAAACACCUGCCUAACAUUUGACAAGUCCUACUUCGUCUGCAAAAAAAUAUAAAAGCUGUUAAAGAAUGUCUCCUUCACUUUCGCAGAAGUAAACGAAAGGUAACUUCAAAUUGGCACUUAAUGGUUGAUAUGUAUCAUACGGCCAAACAUCUUGCUUAAGACACUAAAGAAGAAAGGGUUUGGUGUAACUUUGUCAUGAAAAUACUUAGCAUCAACGAAGUCUUCAAAGGACAAUCUUAAAAAAUAAUUUAGAUUGUACUCUCGUGUUCUCAACGAUUAUUUGUGACUGAAGAUGAGCAAUACAAGUUGCGAUCCAGAAUCCUCUUUAUCUUGGAACAUAGCUGAUUAUGAUCUUGCCAGAGUAGUAGUUAUAAGUUCAAUUAUUGUCGCAUCCAUGUCUCCUGUAACCGUAACCGGGAAUCUUCUUGUUGUGCUCGCCAUAUGGAGAAACGAGUCUUUAAGAAGCUCGACGUACUUCUUGGUCGGCGCUUUAUCGUUGGAGUACUUUGUAUCAGGGGUACUUUUUCAACCAUCAUAUUCUAUAAAGGAACUUGCCUUGGCGUUGAGACCAUCUCUGAUAAAGACAUCGGUCUUCUAUUAUUUGCACUUAACCCUCGGAGGCCUUGGAAUAUACACAACUGCUCUUACGACCUUAACUACAACAUUGAUGGCAAUCGAAAGGUGUCUUUAUAUGACUAGGCGAAGAUGGGCGAAUUCCAGCCGCGUUUUCAAACUCUUUCUUGUGAUAUUACUUCUGCCCAUACCACUAAAUGUCUUCCGUACGUUGCAAAUUUUGACCGGAUCUUACUGCCUAGUGUCACAAAUAGCAAUAAUAUCCCUUGUAACACUUUGCUUUGUAGUAACUUCCUUAACUUAUCUUCAAGUUUAUCGAAGCAUUCGUCACCAUCAACAGCAAAUUCAAGCCAGCGUGACUGCGACGCGUUCCCCAAGAGGGCCAUUCAUAAACAUGGCAAAGUACAAGAAAUCAGUCUUGACAAUUCUCCUUAUCUUGGCUUCGUUCUAUUUGAGUUAUUUGCCGUUCAUUGUCAACGUUUUUCUA